AUGUCACCAACCACGCAACCCAAGAGCUCGAAACCCGAGCUUGCCCCUGAAGCAACCAUCAAACAUCGGAGCGAACGCAGCAGAAAGCUUCACAACGCCAAGAAGAGAUAUGCCAAACAACUCCCUUCUUUGGCGCAGGAGUACAUAGAGCGAGGUAGAGAUGCAGGUAGAGCUAACGAUCGUGACAAGACCCAGCAGAGAAAAGCCGAGAGGGAAGACAAUGUGCCCGCAGAAACAUUGUCUGACCUUAGCAUGUAG
Messenger RNA from Botrytis byssoidea, 258 nucleotides. RefSeq lists its product as uncharacterized. The record is from RefSeq and is a predicted model, not a curated record. The transcript has a single exon. Lineage: Eukaryota; Fungi; Ascomycota; Leotiomycetes; Helotiales; Sclerotiniaceae. The coding region runs from base 1 to 258 and encodes 85 amino acids.